This is a messenger RNA of Brachypodium distachyon (stiff brome), 2275 nucleotides long. RefSeq names its product probable serine/threonine-protein kinase PBL21. Gene Ontology annotation, biological process: protein phosphorylation. Gene Ontology annotation, molecular function: protein kinase activity; ATP binding. The coding region runs from base 719 to 1897 and encodes 392 amino acids. The transcript has 5 exons. The record is from RefSeq and is a predicted model, not a curated record. NCBI's taxonomy places the organism in Eukaryota, Viridiplantae, Streptophyta, Magnoliopsida, Poales, Poaceae.
GCUCAUCAGAUCCAAUCUGCUGCCAGUACGCUAGGCUCCUCUGUUUAUCAGUACCAGUGCGCUAGGCGCAAAGCACUGCAAUCAAAGCAGCACAGUCCACGCCAAGAAAACUGCACUCACUCCCACACUCUUCUCCUCAGCUCGCGGGAAAAGCCAAAUCCAAGAAACGUCAUCUCCCUCGUUCCGGACCGGAGGAGGGGGUGAGCUAGUGAACAAAGCCGAGCGAGAGUAAGACGAGACUGACGGGCAGCUUCCAAAUCCAGCUUGCAGAAACUGACCCGGACCAAGCGCCAGAGAGAAGAAGAAAUCAUGGCGGCAUCGCCCUUCCGGGUACCGCAACUGCCUUCCCGAAUCGCUUCGUGUCCGCUGACGACGACAUGGGGGCCGCGGAGCUGUGCGGGGUCUCUGUUGUCCUUCUCCCCUUGAUGCCGGCGAUAAUUUCUUGCCAAAUCCCCCGGCGUGUUGCCUCCUAACCCCGCAAUUUCCCUUUCCUGCGGCUGAUCAAUCUGGACUGGAGUUCCUCUCGGGGGACCCAUGCGGCGUUCCUUGCCCGGUUUGGUCGAGCAUUAAUAGCCUCUCUUCUCUUCCUGGCCUGGGGUGGGUGAUCCCUCUCGCCCCCUCUUCUUGUUCUCGCGCCGCGCCGCAACACUUGUUGUUAACCUGGGAAGCGUUUCCUAGUCACGGGGUUUGGGGCGGCGGCGGCGGCGGCGGCGCUGGGAUGGGUUGCUUCGCGUGCUUUGCGCCGGCGGUGCGCGCAGGGAUGAGCGGCGACCCGAAGCCUCCAAAGCUCGGCCACCACUGCCCAGAAGACUCUUCAGGCGCCGACGCGCGGAGGAAGGUGGCGCCGGAUGUGGGGAACGGCUGCGCGCACAGCUUCACCUUCAAGGAUCUGCUAGUGGCCACCAGCUACUUCAACGAGGCCAACUUCAUCGGCGAAGGCGGCUUCGGCAAGGUGUACAAGGGCAAGAUCUCCAAGGCCAACGCUCAGGGCGUUGUUGGCGAUGCGCGGAUGGUGGCGGUGAAGCAGCUCGCCCGGGAGAGCGUGCAGGGGAGCCACGAGUUCUUGGUGGAGGUGCUGAUGCUGACGGUGCUGAGCCACCCGAACCUCGUCAGCUUGUUCGGGUUCUGCGCGCAGGGGGACGAGAGGCUGCUGGUGUACGAGUACAUGCCCUUCGGCAGCCUGGAGAGCCAUCUCUUUGAUGUGCCUCUUUGCAAGCAACCACUCGACUGGAAUACACGUGUGAAGAUAGCUGUUGGAGUUGCAGAAGGGCUUUCAUAUCUGCACAAUGUGGCUGAUCCGCCUAUCAUUUACCGUGAUAUGAAAGCUGCCAACAUUCUGUUGGAUAAGGACUUCAGUCCAAAGCUCUCUGAUUUUGGACUCGCAAAAGUUGGACCUGUCGGUGACAGAACUCAUGUCUCUACCAGGGUUAUGGGUACCUAUGGAUACUGUGCCCCUGACUACGUGCUGAGUGGUAAGCUUACCAUGAAAUCGGACAUAUACAGUUUUGGUGUUCUUCUGUUGGAAUUGAUCACUGGGAGAAGGAUUUAUGAUGCUUCAAGGCCUAAGCCAGAGCAGAGUUUACUAUCAUGGGCAAGACCAUUUAUGCAUGACAAGAGGAAAUUCCACAGGCUCGUUGAUCCAGCUCUUCAAGGCGGCUAUCCACCAUCGGCGCUCAAUCAGCUGGUUGUCAUCAGCAUCAUGUGCCUCCAGGACCAGUCCCAUGUCCGCCCGAUCAUCGCCGAUGUUGUAAUAGGCCUGAAGCAUAUCGCGAACCAGCCUUAUGCCCCAGAACGCCUCCUGGAGUCUCUGUGUUCCCCAUCAAAGUGCGGCUCGCCACAAUAUGUCCACACGCCAUCCAGAAGGCGCGGCGGAAGACGGGUUGCGCAGUAUUCGUAGCCUAGAUCAGAUCGGUAGGUCGUUCAAUUUGAAACUGUCAAAUGUUAUAGGGUCAAAAGGCUUCGUUGUUCAAGACCUGGUCUUGAGUGACCUCUUGCUUUGCUUGACAGGGAGAGAGCUGUAUGAGUGGUAGUCGGAGCUGACAAUUGGCUGUUGUUUAUUUAUUUUUCAUGUUCUUCAUUGGUUGUACUAGUUCAUAAAUCCGGUGGCCAGUGUACAUAUGAUCUGUGGUGCCCUGCGAGCAUCAAUCCUGGCAAGAAAGAUGAACCAAAAUGUACCUCUUUGGGAUGUUGGCCAAGUUAUUAUGAUUCAUGUACAAAGAUCCCAUGGCUUGGUGCAUGUUGAGAUGUAUGCAAUGAAUUUCAGUAGUAUUGCUUA